AUGGACACCACUAAUUCACUACGAGAGUUGCAGUCUGAGAUGGACAUUUUUGCGGUGUGGUAUGAGGAGGUCGCCGAAAGUUGGGAGGAAGCUGCUGAUAGUAGGGAAAUGGAAAAACAGUUAGAGGAGAAGCUAAGGAUCAGCCAGAAAGAAAAGGAGUCCAGUAAUAAUUCCUCACAAUCUCCGUUGAAGACGACCAUGGUGAUACAGGACGACUCUCUACCAGCAGCACCCCCACCUCAGAUACGCAUUUUGAAGCGGCCUACAAGUAACGGGUCAUUGGGCUCACCCUUGAAUCAGAAUAGGCCUACACCACAGGUCAAGUCUCUGGCCCAGCGUGAAGCAGAAUACGCAGAGGCCAGGAAGAGAAUACUGGGCAGCGCCUGCCCUGAGGAGACGCCUCAGGACAAACCCAACACUGAUAGGGCAGGGCGCAAUAACUCUACAUUGCCUUCAGAAGACACCCGAUCAAACAAUCAAACGGUCCGGCAGCCGGCCGGCCCAGACGGCACCCAGGGGUUCCGACAGAACAGAUAAGUGGGUCCUGGGGGCCACCCAGCCAUCGAGGGGAGAGAGAUCAAGGGCCACCAGAGAGCAAAUACAGCACUGUAUUCUUAAAACUUCCUUCCUUCAGUUCCAUUAUAUCGGAUGGGCCGGGAGUACAGCCACACUGCUUGCUGCUCAACUCUCCCCAUUAGAAGUUUUGUGUAACUGACGGGGAGCGAGGAAGUCCAAUGGAAAUGUGCUCUCUUAUCUUCCCACUGCAGUCUAUUUGACACUGUGAUUAUGAACAUCUUCUGGACUCACUGUGAUGAUCCCUUUAAGAGACGCCCCACGCCUCCACCAGUCUCCUCCUUCAGUGCCCAGCGGCUUUGUCUCAGGACGCCAGCAAGCCAGAAGCAAAGACUUAAACUAAGGAUGGCAGAGAGAGAAGGGGAGGUGCCGGGCCAUCGCAAAAUAAGAUGAGCUGGAACUCGGGCAGCAGCUUCUACUCAGCAAUAAUACCAGACAUCAUUUUUUUUUUUAUCCUUUUGUUUUUCUCGCUCGUCUUUAUCUAUGGGGGAUAGGGAUGCUCUGAUAUCUACAGAGUACAGAUAAACAUACUUCACAUUAUACAUACACCACCAAGAACCUGUUCAUUAAAACAGUAUUUAAUAUUGAUUUUUUUAAAACUAUAUUUACAGUGUUUAUGAAAUAGGAAGCAUUCACAUUUCUUUCACCUUGUUUAGUGGUAAAAUGGUCUCAAAAUACUAUGUUUUGUCCUCACAGUUUAAACACCCACACCAUGCACUGCACCUUGUGGUGUCAGGUCCCCAACAGUCAACUCACCACUAAAGCUGCAUACUUAACUGGUACCUGCCCGGUAACUGAGCUGUUAGCAUUAUCUGUGCACCCCUAAUAUGUAAAUUGCCAUUUGUUUUUAAAAACUGAGAAUAAGGGUCACGUGUCAAGUUGUAUAUCUGACAAGUUCUGUUUACGUUUUGUCUUUUGUGUUUUUUUAAUAAGGCUUUUUAGCGGUCUUCUCUGGACUCUUACAUUAUUUGUAUUUAAAAGUAAAAGCAAAAAAAACAGACGAAUGAAAAGGAGAUUGUUUUUAAGUGGUUUUUUUUUUUUUUUUUUUCUCUGUCUUUGAGAUGUCUGCAGUAUUUUAAUCAAAAUGAACCAAAAUCCCAUUUUAAAUUCAACCUGCGUGUACAUAUAGUAUAUCAGUUAAUUCAGUAGUCAUUAUUUGAAGGUGGUUUUGGCAGCAACUCAAGGGAGGGUCAGACGUGGGAAUGAAUUUACUGCUGUAAGCCUCCCCUUCAUAUCGCCACCUUGUCAGCGGCGUGCUCGUUUGUUCAUGUCCUUCACUGACGCACAGUACGCAGGAACUCAGGUGCAGGUGAACGAGACUGAAUGAAUGAAAUGGACUAAGAUUGUAUUUUUUCCAGCAGGUUUGAUUGCUCAAGCAGCAAAUGUCCGUAUUUAAAGCUAGGGCUGGCACUUUGUCAGAAGCCGUGCUAUACAGUGAAAAUGAACUGAAACGAUGUCUACGUCCCAAGAAGAAUGAAUGCCUUUUUUUUUUGGCAUCUUGGUCACAUCAGAAAUGGUAACCUCACCCUGUGUGAUUGUUCAGUAACUGAUGGUUCUCUGCUGAAAUGGAACAUGGAGACCCAGCUGUAUGGGAACCAGAGCAGUAGUGACUACCUGUAUGAGCAGGACCAUUGUGCCCAAUAGAUGCUCUUUAAUUGUUCAAACAGAGAAGGGAUCUCAAUAAAGCCAUAUUCAGUGGUGCACAUCAUCAAUAAUGGUUGAUUUCAGCUUGUGCCUCCUGUAUCACAUCUUUACUUCUUGGUUCUUAACUGUAUCUCAAGAAACUGAAUAUAUCUGACGGAGGAGACACAAUACUGGCAAAAGAUUUUAGUUCAGGAAAUAAAGCAGCAGAGCAGGAGGCAAUA
Molecule: messenger RNA, 2438 nt
Organism: Perca flavescens (yellow perch)
Lineage: Eukaryota; Metazoa; Chordata; Actinopteri; Perciformes; Percidae
Gene: szrd1
Product: SUZ RNA binding domain containing 1
Exons: 5
Coding region: 1-537 (178 amino acids)
Source: RefSeq, a predicted model, not a curated record